GGCUAUGCGUUGUUCGGUAGCGAUGGCAGCAUGCAAAAGAGAUCGCGAGUCUAAGAAUAGGGGAGGGAGCAAACUGACAAUUUCGUGAAGUGUCAGUUUAGUUAACAGACCUGCGCUGGACUUCUACACUUCAACUGAAGAUGUCUCAGCUAGCAGUGCGGACUGCGGAAGACUGCGCCGUGGGCGUGCGCGCGGGCCGUUUGAAAUCGAUUGGAUUCGCUGCUCGAAGUUGUUAGAGGAGGGGGCAAGUUAGGGGGCGCGCGUGUCGACCGCGAGCGGUCCGUUUAGGGAUCGAUCUAGUCUUACUCCUUUUCCCCCAGUUGCUUGCACAACCUUCAUCGGAAUCUGGACUGGGGUAGAGGGCUUUCGAAUGGGUGUGCUGCGGCAUUAUCUGGUCUAAGCUGGGUGGAAGGAAAACUUCCCAUCGCGCACGCUGGACCUCUAACUCUAACGGCACUUCGAGAGUAUCUUGAGAUCCGGUCUCGAUCCAUGGCGUAGCCAAUAUGAAAGAGGGGAUGAUUGCUUCGUUGAUGCUUUGUGUUUUGCUUUUCUUGGCCCCAGCACUCAGAAAUCAAGGAACUGUCGCCGCUUCUGGGGAUGACAGAGUCAACAUCACCAAAAUUCUCAACGCAUUCUUUGACCAAGGCUAUGAUCGGCGGGUCAGGCCGAAUUACGGAGGUCCGCCGGUAAUAGUGAGUGUCACGAUGUUCAUCCUUAGCAUCAGUUCUGUAUCAGAAGUGCUAAUGGAUUUUACUCUUGAUUUCUACUUUCGUCAAGCUUGGACCGAUGACCGGCUUUCGUUUACCCCGAGGACGGGAUUCGAGAGCUUGACGGUAGGCGCCGAGGUCGCUGAUCGAAUUUGGGUCCCGGACACCUUUUUUGUAAACGAGAAGAGCGCCUAUUUCCACAAAGCUACUACACAAAAUACAUUCCUCCGUAUCUCCGCAGGUGGCGAGGUUUUUAGAAGUAUAAGAUUGACUGUAACUGCUGGAUGUCCUAUGGAUUUGCAGUACUUUCCGAUGGACAGACAAGUGUGUUUUCUCGAGAUUGAAAGUUUUGGAUAUACUAUGCGGGAUAUUCGCUAUAAAUGGGGAGACGGAGAGAAAUCUAUUGGUAUGUCGACCGAUGUCGAAUUACCCCAGUUCAAAGUUUUAGGGCAUCGUCAAGAUCAAAAAGAAGAACACCUCACGACAGGUAACUAUUCGAGAUUAGUGUGUGAGAUUCAGUUUGUGCGGAGCAUGGGCUACUAUCUAAUUCAAAUCUACAUCCCAGCUGGGUUGAUAGUCAUCAUUUCAUGGGUGUCUUUCUGGCUCCACAGAAACGCCACUCCUGCAAGAGUAGCCCUGGGGGUCACCACCGUGCUCACAAUGACCACCCUUAUGUCCAGUACCAACUCCGCCUUACCCAAAAUCUCGUAUGUCAAAAGUAUUGACGUUUAUUUAGGAACCUGCUUCGUUAUGGUGUUCGCUUCCUUGCUGGAAUAUGCAACGGUUGGUUACCUUGGGAAGAGGAUAAGUAUGCGAAAGGCGAGGAACCAGCAGAUGGCAAAGAUGGCUCAAGAGCACCGUCAGAGGUGUGUGGCAGCAGCCGCGGCUGCGGAGGGGCCCGAGAGGUGCCCCCCUCCGGAGGCGGUUCUCCUGCCGGGCAAUGCUGAGGUCACAAUGGUCAAGUCCGCAGUGCGAGGACAGCCGAUUGACCAUCGAACAAAGUUACCUGAAGCAAGAAUACCACUGAGACCCGCGACAGUGGAGGGUCUGAAUAAAGAACAAGCAGAUGUGGAAGCUGGAGCGCCAAAACUACCAGAGGGAUUAUUUGGCAUUCUUCCCAGCGACAUCGACAAGUAUUCACGACUGGUAUUCCCAGUGAUUUUCAUCUCCUUCAAUCUUACCUAUUGGAUUAUCUACUUGCACAUCAGUGACACUCUAGGCGAGGAUAACGUUGCGCUGUCUUAAGUUGUCGAUGCUCAUCUGAAGUAAUCCUUCGUUUGUAUGCAGAACGGUACAUCGAUUCAGUGUAGACAUAGUGGUAUUACUUGACUGCUGAUCAGAACUCCUACGCAAAGCCUAACAUUAAUCUAGUCGAAUAAAUUUCGCCAACAAUUCCGGAACUUUAAUCAUAUUAAUUUUAAUCACGUUAUGACUGUUCAUGAAAUUGCCCAUGAGUUUAAUAUGUGUUACAUAUACCGCCGGCGCCAUUUGGCAAUGACAAUAGCACUCAUCCAUCUAGAGUUUCUACUUUUAAGUGAUAUAAUGCAAAAUGCUGCAGAAAAUUGAGCUGUUAAUUGAAGCAGCUCGAUUAUUAUACCAUAGAUUUUCCAAAUUAAAUGUUACAGAUUUUAUUUAUUCUUGCUACAAAAAUUUUCCUCAGCAGAUAAUGGUCUUUUUGAUUUAAAACAGCUUUAAAAAUAUAGUAAUAUAUAUAAACAUAAAUGCCACCAAAAAUGUUUUCACACACAUGGCUAAUAGAAAUAUAAUUCUAAAAUCAUAAAAAUUAACUUUAACUUCGUGGAGACUUUAAACUAAAUUUUGAACAUCAAUAAAUUUAACUUCUAAAAAAUAUGCAUUUCAGACUAAAAGUAAUUAUUCAGUUGAAAAAUAAUUAAAAUUUUGCAUAUCGUAUUACAACUUAUAUUACAAUUAAACAAUAACAAUUGCUCGAGUAUCUGUUAGAGAAAUUCUUAGAAAAUGAAAUAGGGGCAAUAAAAUAUAUAGCAAUCUCCUAACUAAAGAGCAGUCUCCAUUUAAAGACACAAAUUUUUGCAACAGAUUGUGAUGCCCCGCUUUCUAAUCUAUUAACUUCUACAAUUAGUUUAUGAUGAGUGCACUAGAUUAGUAAAUGUUUAAAGUAACAAAUGUAUCCCACAAAUACUCGAAAAAUCAAUAGAAAAAUAACGAGCACCAAUCAAAGAGCGAUAAUGUUAUUGCACUUUAGACAGUGAAAUUGUGUACAUGGGCAAUGCGGUAGUUGUACUUGGAACUGCAUCUGCGCUAUGUUUCAUCCUCGCCCCUUAUCCAUCGUAAUAAUAACACAUACAGCUAUGCAAUACUUUUAUAAUAAAAUUUCCUUUCAUGGUCUGCAUGCCCAACUCACUUGAAGUAAGAAAAACAAUGUUUUAGUAAAUCGAAGCUGAUACACGUGCUUCCUAUAUGUGCUAGCUAUUGUGUAUAAGUUAAAUUAUCCAUCGUUGUAUUCAAAUAGAUACUGAUUACCGAAAAUCAAAAUAACUAGAUCGCUAAAUUAAGAAAAUCACAUCCUUUCUAUAUAUCAGAAGAAAACAUUCCCCAAAUGAUUUGAAUAGUUUAUCAAAAAAAGGCUCUUUAUAUACACAUGGCCCAAAUUCCAACAUCAGUUUGCUCCAUUUACCUAAAAUAUAUCCUCAAGAAUUUUCUUUCAUGUGUGUCAAUUAAAAACUACAAAGGAGAUGCAAAAUAAAAUGAUGCGUUCUUAUGUAAUACGUUUCAAGUAUUUUUGUUUUUGUUUCAAAAAUCUGUAACGCAUUCAUUAUUUUCUUUUCACGCAUAUCGGGGCACAAUUUCCAAGCUGCAUACAGAAACUUCAGAAACUCGAUAAAAUGCAACCUAUAAAUAAAUUAUUUUAGCAAUAUGACCUCUCAAGUAUUUAAGGCAAAGUAAAUAAGUUUUAAAAAAUAUUCAGAAUGUUCUAUACCUUCUAAAAUACAAAUAAUGGUUUAAAGUAAAUUUCUAAAUUUAUUUUAAUGCAUAAUCAGCAUAUUUUUCAAAAUAGCUACACGUAAGACAGCAAAUCAAUGAUUACGUAACCACGCGGAAUUGCCCUAGAAACAUAUAUUAAUGUCAAAUAUUAAUUAUUAAAAAUUCAUAAUUACAUUCUAAACGAAACGCGAAAUAUUCAUAAUUUCCUAUAAGAUAGACAGCUUGUAAUAGUAAACAAUAAUAUUUUUUUCAAUAAUCCAAAAAUCUUGGAAGCUAUGUAAUAUUAGAAAUGUAUUCUAAUGCAUUGGCUUCCUAAUAACUCUUUUCACACACUCGACUUCGUAACCAAUUUAAAAAUAAGCAAAAUAAGUAAAUGCGAUAUUAAUAAACAAAAUUAAAAUCUGCAAUAGAUUGGCAUAAUUUUAUUUUUGAUUAAUAAUGGUAAAUUAUCUAAAAGAAACGCGUCUGCGCAUACCGUAAAAUUAUGCAUUGUAAUAAAACGUACUAUCUAGACAAUUGUUUCGAAAGAUUAUUAUACAGAACUCCCAAAAAAAUAAGUUUAUCAAUAUACAAUUAACUUUCCAUCUAAAAUGCGUAAUAAACUACGUCACGCAAGGAUUUCUACGCUAAAAUUACGAAAUAUUUCCCACCGCAGACCAUAUUUGCAAUCAAUUAUUUUCCGUUCGGAAGUACAUUUUUACAGUACUGAGCUUCCUCGCAUUAAGCUGUUAGAACCUUAUAGGUAACAACUCUGAUGUAAAUUGAUAUUUUAAAAUAAUAUGAGCAUACAAUCUGUUCUUCAGCCAGCAAGAAUCUCCUGUUGUCUCCGCAAGAAUUUAAGUGAUCAAAUCCUUCAAACAGAAAAGCCCUCACUGUGUCAAGGAAGUAUAUAACAGAAUUUUUUUAUUUCUGCUUCGGUGAUAGACUUUUUUUUUUUUUUUUUUUUUUUUUUUUUUUUUUCAGAUGCCAAAUAAUGAUUUUGUUAAUAGAAAAGAAAAAACUGAAUGACAUCUUUGAAUCUCAAAAUUAAAUGCCAUUGAGCAGACACAAACUGAUCUGCAAUGAUAUUUAUUAUACAUUAAUAAUAGCAGUAAAACGAGCUUUAUCGAUCAAAAAUUAUAAUCCGUAGAAUUCAGAUGAUGCCUAUCAGACACCUGUAUAUGUUGCUCUUUACGUAAGAACUUACGCACUAUAUGCAAUAUAACAAGUUAGUAAAUGUAUUUUUUACCUAAUGUUUAACUCUUCUGAAUAAAGUAAAUAUUUUAUAUCGGAAAUGAAGAACGAAAAUUAGAACCCAUGCGACAAUGAAAUUUUGGGAUAUUUUCAAUAAUAUACUGAACUGGACCUUUAAAUUUUUAACUAGUCUGUACAUAGGCUUUCCCAUUUCAUUCCUUUACAUCUAUAGAUGGACUUUAAGAGAAAUAUAUUUUCACAAGAUCCAAAUUAUUUGUACAUACUAACAUAUUUGAAUAAGCACUUCAAAUAUGAAACUGAAAAGAAGACAUAUGCAAUAUUAACACACAAGAAGUCUUAACAGAGACUACACAAUUUUCCCAUUAUUUUCAUAAAAGUACUUAAAUACUGCAAAAGAAGAACAUACCACACUAGUAAUUCAGCCAUAAGCUAUACUUUACAUGUGCGCUGAAGGAUAAAGCAAUAUUUCACAAGUGAAGAUAUAAGCUAAUUCCCAAAUGCGCAGACAGUAUAAAUUUAUCUUACACGUAUAAGUUUCCUCUAUAUGCUAAUUUGCAUCUCCUUUAGAAAAGUAAAAGGAUAUACUUUAUUGGAAAAAUUUUUAAUUCAUCUCAGAAAGAAACUAACAAAACAAAUAUUAAUAAACUGAUCUAUGAUGCAUCUUUUAUAUUCAAGGCUGUGAAAUUUAAUGAAAUUCCAGUAAUCAGUCAGAUUUAGCUGGCAUUCACAAAUUUACCAUAGUUGUCAUUAAUGGUUAGCAUAGAUUUCAAAUGUAAAUGAUCAGAGCAUUCUUGAAUUAAAAUAUCGGACUAGCUUAGUUUCGAAUUAUAAGCAAACACUAAAGAAUAUCAUUCGUGUUUUCUUCAAUUAAUCUUGUGAUAUUUUAUUUCUCAUGUUUUAUCUAAUGUUUAUUCAAAUGUAAGAAAAGAAUAAUAAGUUAAAAAUUGCUUCUCUCUCUACCUUUCGGGAAAAGUAUCAGUUUUGGAAGACGAGCUUCCUGUACUUGCACAUCAAAUACUAAUCUCUCCUUUUUCCUUAAAUUUUACAAAACAAUUAUAAAAAAGAAACAAAAAUAAUUCAGAGGGUAUUUUUUUUCUGAAAUUUUUCUGAGACAUUGUCAACUGAAAAUAUAACUUUAUUCCUUUUUGUACCGUGCGACUUACCUUAAUUAUUAAUUAAUCUUGAUCUUAACUCUGUUAAAGUAGUAUACUUCUCAGUAUACAGUAAAAGUAGUAUACUUCUCAAAUAUUCUUUAAUAUUGUAUUAAACUUAAUUCUUACGCAUCUUCACAUGAAAACUUAAAAGGAUGAUAGCAAAAAUUCUCUAAGGAAAUUUCGACUUUCCUACAGUCACCUGAUUAAAUCAUAUAUCCUGUCUUAAUUUACCAUUUAAUAAUUUCUUUAUCUAAUUAUAAUACUCUGCAUCAAAGACUCAUUUUCGUCAGUAACAGAAGUUACUACAGAAUUAAGUUAAAAGAUUUUUGCUGCAUGCAUCAUGAAAAACAAAGAUGCUUGAAAAAACGAUUGCCCAGAAUAGAAUAAUGUGUUAUUGUAGCAUAAGCGGAAGUCAAACUAAAAGUGUUUAAGCAAUUAAUUUCCCAGCGUAGAAGGAAGUCGCAUUCUUCAGUUUUAAGAGCUGCUAUUAGCUCACCAUACUUAAUUUUGCGUAUUUACACGCUAUAUUUUAAAGAAUUUAAAGAGUCCUUACAAAAAUAUAAUACAUUCCAACUAUCCAAAGCUAUAAAAUACCAUAUUCGUUUUCUGUUCCAAAGCAAAUACAUUUGCAUUUUACUUUUAAUCCAUUAGGUGUCACAACACAAUUCUACAACGUUGAAAAUUAAUCCUUCAAGUUCUUAUUUGAAAGUGAAAAGAAAGUAAACUUAUUGUAGUCUUACAAAAAGUCUGAAGUUUCCUCUAAAACGUUUUUUCAAUUUAAACAAAUAUUUGUUUCAGUGUUAAUUACCUAUUUAUUUCUGAUAAGUUUUCUAAAUACGAUUUUUAAGUGAAAUAUUUCAGUAAGUGAGUUUGAAGUAAAUUAAUCAUCCCCAAUUUUUUAUUAGAAUCUGUUUUUUAAUUAUUUAACCUGAAAACCAUUGAAAAUAAAUCUAUGCAAUAAACGCAAAAUUUAUUUUACACGUAAUAAAAAUGUAUUUUAAUAAAAUAUUCUGUUAAUGAAAUUAUUUCCCCUCAGUAUACCGUGUUUUUAAAAUGAAGUUUCUUAAUCUAUAUUUCAAGUACAUAUAAAAGUAAUGUUUAGGUAAUAACAAAACUCUCGAAUAUAAUAAAGUUCAUUAAUCGAAUUUCACUUUUAGUAUAAUAACAUCAAAUUGUAUUUUCUCAAACGUAGCUUGUAAUAUUACAAAUCACAGAAUUCAGUACAUUUUCUUUUCAUUAAAAUCAAAUAAAAAAAAAUUAAAAAACCAUUUAAGAUAUUUAAAAAUACCAUACAAGAAAACAGAACGAUAUUCGUAAUUUAGCAUGCCAAAACGUCAUCCACCAACCCGCCCACACACAUACACACACCAAAAAUACGGUAUGUUUUAAAAUAUAAUCAUUUUCUUGCGAUUUUUGUAAUGCUAAUACUAGUAUGAUGUACGAUAAUGGAUAAGUGUUUAAAAAAGCAAAAGCGAUUAUUUAAGCUUAUUAUCCCUUCACAAGCACUAAAACAUUACCUUUUACACUUAGCAUUAUUGACUACAUAUUAAUGCAAUAAAUGCCUUUAUGAAUUUGUGAAAAGGUGACCUAUAAAUAUCUAUAUACAUAUGUGUACAUAAAUGCAAAUAUAUGUGAAGUUCAUUAGAACUGUAGGUUAUAUUAGUGAAACAAUUCACCACAGAAACGUCCAGUUUUUGCUCAAUUAAAAACAGGUUUAAGUGCAGUAGAACUUGACGUUUAACUUAAGUGUUAAACCAAAUAGAAAUAAUUUUUGAAUGUCAUUAAUUUCAAAAAUUCUUUCAAUCCAAAGAAUGGUAAGUUACAACCUUAAUUAUAAAUCAUGAAGUAAUAAGUUUAGUUUUUUAUACAAUGAAAAAUUUACUUUCAGUCUUAUAAUUUUCAUUAUAAAUCACGUAGAAAUAAAGUUUAGUUUUUUUACUCUGUGAAAAUUUACUUCCACUCUUACUCUAAAUAGCCUAUAUUGAUGCAGUAAAACCUAGUUUAAAAUAUCAUACAUCACCUAAUAUUGAGAAAUCCAAUCAAUGAAAAGACUGACUUCAGUUUCGCAUUCUGUUACGAGUGUGAACAAUAUUUAUACUUGAUAAUAAAGUGGGAAGUUUAAAUUAUCUGAUGAUAAUAUUUCUUUAUCAACUAGGUACUCAGCACUUAGACGUUAAAUGUGAUAUUUUUAGCCAUGUAUAUAAACAAAACAAAAAAGUAAAAGUUCAUUAAUUAUCCCAAAAAUGAUAAAAAAAAGUAAUUUGAUUUUUUUGCUUGGGGCAAACAAUUAAGUAUAUAAACAAAUGUUAAUAUAGAAUUUUAGAAUCUGAACACUAGAAGUUGAACUGCAGUCCGAUUGUUUAAAAUGGCAGAAAAUUCUUACGACUAUCAGCAUUCAUUUUCUGUUGAAAGGAUUGGCAGACUCGAAUAAAUUCCAGCAGAACUAAACAAAAAUACGAUUUUUUUUUAAACUCAAGUGGCUAAUCUCAAUACAUUUUAUGACCUAAAACAGGUUUUUAAAUCCUUUCUUAGAAAGCAGUUCAUUUCAGAUAUAAGCAAAAGUGAUGUUAAUAUUAAAUGUAUACCAGUUACCGUUUUCGCAAAUAUGAAUAAAACUGGUAUUAUUUGACAAAAGGUAUAGCAUAGCUAUAAAUUUAGUUAAUAUUGAAGCAGAAUAUGAAAACUUUUAAGACAAUAACUAGCGGCAUAAAAACUUUUAAGAGAAAUAACUGGUGAAUGUCAAAUAUGUGAAUAAUAGAUUAGUAAUGAAUUUAAUUUCAUAAUUAAUGAAAAUAAAUUUGUAUAUUCGCGAUAGCUUACAAAUAAUAGGCCCAGUUAUAUUAUAUGGGACACUGAACACACAAAAAAAUAGAUAAUGUUCAGAAGAACAACUAAGUGCCAAAAGAUUUCCUUGCCAAAAAAUAUAUAAAUAUAUAUUUAAAUUAAAUGCAUCGUCCUUUUAUCCCCCAUUUUUUUUUAGUUAGUUAGACUAAAUAAGCAGUACUUAUAUUUUUAUCUUUUAUAAAUGAUUUAAUUUGUUUCCAUGUUAAAUAAAGUUUUAAUCUCUUUCCCAAUUUGUUACUUAAGCUUCAAAUCUGUAACCUAACAAAUUUAAAGGAAAAUUUGAAUUUAUGUAAUAACUUUCUGACAUUGAUUGUUAUAGUAUUUUCAGUUUCAUGUGGUUUUUGUUAAGAUCCUUCUUUUUUAUUUUAUUUUUUUAAUAUGUGAAUAAAGUAAUUUGGUAACUGA
Molecule: messenger RNA, 9268 nt
Organism: Stegodyphus dumicola
Lineage: Eukaryota; Metazoa; Arthropoda; Arachnida; Araneae; Eresidae
Product: gamma-aminobutyric acid receptor subunit beta-like
Biological process (GO): monoatomic ion transmembrane transport
Cellular component (GO): membrane
Molecular function (GO): extracellular ligand-gated monoatomic ion channel activity; GABA-A receptor activity
Source: RefSeq, a predicted model, not a curated record